Messenger RNA from Hirsutella rhossiliensis, 1902 nucleotides. Its product is annotated as glycosyl transferase family 90 domain-containing protein. The transcript has a single exon. The record is from RefSeq and is a predicted model, not a curated record. The coding region runs from base 1 to 1902 and encodes 633 amino acids. NCBI's taxonomy places the organism in Eukaryota, Fungi, Ascomycota, Sordariomycetes, Hypocreales, Ophiocordycipitaceae.
AUGUCGUUUCACAGGCGGCUGUGUGCUCCUCGCUUGUAUAGGCGCAAAAUUCUUGCCCCUUUGCUCUCGGUGCUGGUGCUUGUCCUCGUCUACCUCUCGCUGCGCGAUCCCGCCCGCGACUGCGCCGUGCUCCUGCGGCCGGCCCACUGCGCCCUCAUCGCGGACUGGAAGCAUGGCCCUCCGGCAGCGCACGCGGCCGACCAUCCCAUCGACGGCCUGAUACGUGAGGCGCGCCUCAAUUUCCAGGAUGUGCUGCGCAAGCGCUCGACGUCGCUGCAGCAGGCCGCCCGGCGCUAUCAAGAGCGCCGCGGCCGCCACCCGCCGCCGGGCUUUGACGCCUGGUUUGCUGCUGCAACGAAGAGCAGGGCCAUCGUCGUCGAGGACUUCUUCGACCGUAUCCAUCACGACAUCUCCCCGCUUUGGGCGCUCGAGCCCCGCCAACUACGCCUCAAGGCUCACCACCAAGCCACCGUCGUCCGUGUGCGAGGCGCCAAGGUCGACUUGAACGUGCUCCCUCAGGACAUGCCGCAUCGUGUCGAGCAAUGGAUAAAGCUCGUUAGCGAACUGGCGCCUAAUCUUCCUGACCUCGACAUGCCUGUUAACACCAUGGACGAGUCGCGCAUCCUCGUCCCAUGGGAGACGGUAAACGAAUACGUUGCCAAGGCGCAAAAGCAGCGCCACAUCAUCGACGUCGGCGACGCCAUCGACCAUUAUGGCGGCCUCGACGACGUAGACAACAACUCGACCCUGCAUGACGACACGCUAUGGAUCACAGACGAGGCGAACAAGUACUGGGACCACCUGGCCGCCGCCUGCCCGCCAGAAAGCCCAGCUCGCAGAGUGCCCUCGCUAACGUCCUUUGGCGAAGCCAUCGAGUACCCCAGCCAACCAGUGCCGGCUUACACGCAUCGUGGUUUCGUCCAUAACUUCACCGUAUCCCAAGACCCUUGCUGGCAACCGCACCUACGCGGCAUGCACGGCACCUUUAUUGAGAGCAUUAGCAUGUCGACGACGCACGAGCUGGUGCCCAUGUUUGCCGAAUCGAAGCUGCUGCGUAACAACGAGCUCCUUAUCCCCGCUGCCGUCUAUCUCGACGACGGCCGGAUUGACUAUAGCGGCGGCUCUGCGCGUGGCGGUAGUUGGGCGCGCAAGAAUAACGCCGUGGUCUGGCGCGGCGUUGCCUCGGGCGGGCGCAACAGAAAGGACAACUGGCGGCACAUGCAUCGGAACCGUUUCGUCCAGAUGCUCAACGGCACAGCCAUCGCCGCCCUCGAGGCCGGCAACGAGAGUCAGGCCCCGACAUUUCGGCUCCCUGACUUGACUUCGUACUCGGUCCACGCGCGAGACCAGGGCUUGCUCGGUCGGUGGGUCUCGACGUGGGCCGACGUCGGCUUCGUCGAGGCGCCGUGCCAUCCGCCCGAGGACGUCGAGACGCUGCAGCGGCCCGAGCCGCAGCCGCCCGCCAAGUUUUGCAGCUGGUUGCGGCCGUGGUUCUCCGUCGCCGACAGCUUGCCCAUGGAGCAGCAGUACACGUCCAAGUUCCUACCAGACAUUGACGGCAACUCAUUUAGCGGCCGCUACCGAGCAUUCCUGCUGUCGACUAGCCUUCCGCUGAAGUCGACCAUCUACGCCGAGUGGCACGACGACCGCCUCUUCCCGUGGGUGCACUUUGUGCCUAUGGACAACUCUUUUAUGGACGUGUACGCGCUUAUCGACUAUUUUAUACAGCGUAGCCAUGACGCCGAGGCCCGGUCGAUUGCCGACCAGGGGAAGACGUGGGCUGAGACUGUUCUACGGCGCGAGGAUAUGAAGCUCUACGUAUGGAGGCUUUUAUUGGAAUACGCGAGAGUUGUCGACGAUAAUCGCCAUAAGCUAGCAUUUAUAGCGGACAAGACUAAGUAA